Molecule: messenger RNA, 2834 nt
Organism: Lepisosteus oculatus (spotted gar)
Lineage: Eukaryota; Metazoa; Chordata; Actinopteri; Semionotiformes; Lepisosteidae
Gene: bmb
Product: brambleberry
Source: RefSeq, a predicted model, not a curated record
UAUUCAGUAGAACAGAAAGGGCGUAUCUCUUGUGUGGAUCAGUUGUCGCCUACAAGGUACAACAUAUCUUGCCACUGGAGAUGAUGCUCAUGGCUGCUGGCCUACGCUUAAUGUCUGCGCUGUUUCUCUGGGGGCUCUGCACCCACGUCAGGCCUGCAAGGGCUUUUUUUGGAUGGAUGACAAAGAAGGCAGCCCCUAGCCCAGCCCCCCCUCCACCUUCCUUCUCAGAGGCAGAAGGAGGGGCGCCUCCCCCCUUCGAGAUGAGUGUCGCCGAUGAGCAUUUCCUGGCCGAGGCCAAACAGCUGGAGUUGAGCCCCUUGGACACCUGCCAUUAUCGGGUGAUUGCCAAGAUCAAGACAACAUGCAGCAGCCUGUCAGAGGAGGAGUUGGCCAAGCUAGGCGUGGUCUUAUUCAACUGCCAAGCAGAGGUAGAAGGGCGCAGAACCUUCCCCUGCACUGAAGAAAUGACUAUCAAAGAGUGCACGGCGGAGAUGGACUCAGACACCUGGAAUGCAUAUCACAUCGUGAGUAACCGGGCACGCUCGGUCUGCUACGCCACGCGCCAGCAGCACUUCCGCAGGAAGGCGGAGUUAACCGUCAACUCUCUCAUCUCCUCGGCAGCCAAUCAGCUGGAGGCCAUGAAGACCCUCAAGGAGGGUCAACUGGAGCUGAAGGAGGUUACAGCCUCUUCGGUGGAGAAGCUGUUGCUAAGUCAUGGGGCCCUUCUAGAGCAGCAGGGGGCUCUACAGAAUGGGCAGCAGCAACUGGACUCGGCCAUUAACUCAAACCUUGAGCGACUUACCCAGGAGAAGGAGCUGAUCAGUUCUGGGCAGGAACUGGUGGCACAGCUCAUCCAGCGCAUCACGCAGCGCAUGGAAAAUGUUAGCGAGCACUUGAAAGGUCAAGGAUUGGAGCUUCAAGAUGGACACAGGGCUAUCCUUGCUGACCUGGCAGAGGUCAGGGGUCAGGCAAAAGACAUCUACAAGAAAAUAGAGCAGAACCUGUCUGGUUUCCUGCUCUAUCAGAACCGCACGGCCCACUUCUAUGACGACCUUAUGGGGAAGCUUCAGCGAAUGAACAGCACUCUGGGACUGCUGGUCCACUACCUGGACGUCAUGCAGGGGCGACUGGAGGACAGGCUGCAUUCAAUUCAAGGAUACCUGGGAUGGGCAGGUUGCAGUCUGGCGGCUGUAUCCACGUGUGUCCUCCAUGGGGGUUAUUUCCUGUUGUCUGCAGUGCUGAUGUCUUUCCUGCACACCCCGGGGUUUUCUCGCGUCGCCCUGCUGGUGAUGGUGCUGUUCAAUGCCGUGGCCGAGAUAAACCAGCAGCCAGCGCUCGACUUCACCAGCCUCAGCCUGCUGCUGCUCCUCGUCUCAGUGGGUCACUGGUUCCUGCUCCAGCUGUUCCGGGGCUGUGUGACGCUCCAUCGCCGGAGAAGUGCCUCCCCACCUAUGCUAUGUCCAGGGAAUACAGCCUCGGAGACAGAGAUCCUCAAGUUUGGUUGCCUGACCUCAUCUACCCCCGACAGAGAUCCAGGAGAGGCUGGUGUAAAGCUGGAGCAGGACAGUUACAUCUUCGACGAGCCCAGCAUGGCCGGUGUGUCUCGCCCCCCUCAGACGACCCCCAGCCACUCCACUCCGCUGUUCAAGAGCCGGCGCAGCCUGCCGGGGGUAGCGCUAGAGGGCAUACGGCAGAGGAAUCUGGUCACCCUGCUGGAUGCUGUGAGUGACUCCCGUAGCUCCAGCCCUAACGUUUCCACAGCGAGCAUUGGCUCCAUGUCCGGCAGACAGCUGUGCAAUGGCGUCACAAAGAUGGGACAAGUGUGUAAGAAGAGGGCGGUGCUGGGUCAGGACUACUGCAGAUUGCACGAGGGUGGCCACACGUCCUACACCCCCCCCCUCUGAUGGCCCACCCCACACCACUCCACCACCAGUCCUGCUGUCUCCAGGAGACAAUUGACCUCGCUCCACCCGAGGUUUCGAUAUCUUAAUGCGUCAAUACUUUCUCUGGACCUCAGUGUUGAGAUCAAGUGCAUCUUAUUAGCUAUAAAAUUAUUUUAGAAAACAUUGUCCAAUGAAGCCAGUGAUUGAAUUGGUACAGGGGUCUGAGGGACUAGUCUCACACCUGUUCUCUAGUCCGGUGUUUCCUGAUUCUAGUCCUCUGCACUUUGACACCUGCUGGUUUUUGUUCCAAAAGAGAUCUCUGGUUUCUUUUAACUAAAAACCUGUUAAUGAUUUUAAUAUAUUUGGAACUUUGAUAUUUAUGUAAAAGAUAAAAGGGAACCUCCAAUAUGCACAGGAGGAAAAACACAAAUGAAUGAUUUUAGAGCUUGGUAACCCCUACUCUAGACCUUUUUGUAACCUUUCUUCAACUCCCAGUCAGUCCAUUCCAGUUCCUUGAGUGUCUUUAUCCCACAUGGGUCAGAUUGUAGUAACUGCUGACCUCCAAAUCCGAUCCCCAAAGGCUACACUCUGGUGGGUUAAAGCCCAUGAUGUUUCUUACUGUGGUGAGUCUUUUGAAGAGCCUGAUGUAGCUGGGUUAGUUUGGUACUGGGAUACAAGUGUGGAGGGUUCUUACAUUUACAUAUGAAUAAAUCAGUACCAGUCAUCUUUAUGUGGACGUGGUUACACUGUGUGUGCUUAGAAUGGUUGGGGGGGAAAAAUUAUGCAAGAUUUAUACUGGCCAAGUGAAAAGAUUAAAAAUUUUCCAAGUUGAGGUUAUAGGUCUUUGCUUAGUGGUAUGUUCUCUCUCAAUUAUGUGGCCUUGUAUGUGUCUGUUAUUUAUAUUGUAAUUUUUAUUUUUUCACUUAAAAUAAAUAAGUUUUUCCUGUCUUA